This is a messenger RNA of Olea europaea var. sylvestris, 2386 nucleotides long. RefSeq names its product polyadenylate-binding protein 8-like. The record is from RefSeq and is a predicted model, not a curated record. Gene Ontology annotation, molecular function: RNA binding. NCBI's taxonomy places the organism in Eukaryota, Viridiplantae, Streptophyta, Magnoliopsida, Lamiales, Oleaceae. The transcript is spliced from 9 exons. Bases 305 to 2137 code for a protein of 610 amino acids. Gene Ontology annotation, cellular component: ribonucleoprotein complex.
AAUGUCUCUAUUCCUUAAUUUCCACUAGAAAACGGGAUAUCAAGACAAUUUCACACUGUCAUAUGUUCACCUAUUGAACCGAGUUUGUGGGACCCACUUUCGAACCUCCGUCAACUAUAAAAAACAUGCCAGCUUCAGUUUUGCCGACCGUGUUUUUCGAAGUUGCUCUUCAAAUUCUUAUUCCUUUCCCACUUUCUGCUACACUAGACCUAGACGCCGUCGCUGCCUCCGCCCGCCACCUCCGUGACGGAAAGACAAGAAUUUUUUCUUUCAGAAAAGGAGAAAAUAAUUAAUUCGAAUUCAGAUGGCGGCAAUCACAGACGGCGGAUCACAGCCAGUGACAGCGCUUUACGUGGGUGACCUCGACCCGAACCUGACCGAGUCCGAGUUAAAAGAGGUGUUCAGCCAAAAGGGAGACGUGAUUUCGGUUAAAGUUUGCAUGGACCAUACUACUGAGCGGUCACUUGGAUAUGGUUAUGUCAAUUUUAGUAACCCUCAGGAUGCUGAAAGAGCCUUGAAAGAGCUGAACUUCACUAAUCUAAAUGGGAAACCUAUCAGAAUAUCAUAUUCUAAUCGAGACUCGAGCUCUCGUAGAAAUAGUGCUGCAAAUAUAUUUGUUAAGAAUUUGGACAUAGCAAUUGAUAACAAGGUACUGUAUGAGAUAUUUUCUUUAUUUGGGAACGUAGUUUCGUCCAAAGUCGAAACAGAUGUGUCUGGCCAGUCGAAGGGCUAUGGUUUCGUGCAAUAUGAUACUGAGGAAGCUGCACAGAAAGCUAUUGAACAGAAUGGCAUGUUAUUGAAUGGCAAGGAAGUCUAUGUAGGACAUUUUGUUAGCAAGCAAGAAAGAGAGAACAAGACAAAUUUUACCAAUGUCUUUGUAAAGAAUAUGUCUGAAUCAAUAACUGAAGAAGAUAUGAAGAAAAUAUUUGGUGAAUUCGGAUCGAUUACUAGUAUGGUGGUGAUGAGGGAUGAAGAUGGAAAUUCGAAAUGUUUUGGAUUUGUAAACUUUGAGAAUGCUGCGGAUGCUGCUAAAUGUGUUGAAUCUCUUAAUGGUAAGAAAUUUGAUGACAAGGAAUGGUACGUUGGACGAGCCAAAAAGAAAUCAGAGAGGGAACGUGAAUUAAGACUCCAGCUUGAGCAGGCUGAGAAAGAGGCAACUGAAAGAUCGUUAGGAUUAAACAACCUCUAUAUCAAGAAUCUAGAUGAUACCAUUGAUGAUGAUAAGCUUAAGGAUUUGUUUUCUCAAUUUGGUGUUGUAACAUCAUGCAAGGUUACUUGUGAUGCAAAAGGGAUAAGAAAAGGCUCAGGCUUUGUUGCAUUCUCGACUCGUGAAGAGGCUUCUAGAGCAAUCUCCGAAAUGAAUAAGAAGAUGAUUGGUAGCAAACCUCUUUAUGUUGCUAUAGCAGAAAGAAAGGAAGUUAGAACUGCAAGGUUACAGGCUCAAUUCUCUCAGAUGCGGCCGAUUACUCCAGUCACUCCACAUAUGCCGAUGUACACUCCUGGUAGUCCUGGACCACGGCAACAAAUAUACUAUGGACAUGCUGGACCUUCUAUAAUUUCUCCAAUGUUUGUUCCAGGCAUGAGAUCUAUUGGGUCAUUCAUGCCAAAUAUGGUUCAGCCAGGACAGCCAGGAUCGUACCCUGGUGGCAGACGCUCCAGUGUCGACUCUGUACAGCAGAGCCUACAGCCAUUUCCAAUGACGCAGCAACAGGUGAUUUCAAGGGGACGUGCAUAUCGAUAUCCUCUGCCUAAUGUUUCUGUGCAAGGUUUCUCUGGACCAGACAUGCUUUCCCUUCCACGUGACAGAGGCAGCCCUCAACUACGUGAUGCACGGAUUUCUCAGAGCAUUCCAGUUCAAACUUUGGCUUCUGCACUUGCAAAUGCGCCCCCAUCGGAACACAGGAUUAUGUUGGGCGAGAAUUUAUACCCACUUAUCCAACAGUUGGAGCCUGAAUCAGCAGCUAAGGUGACCGGCAUGCUUUUGGAAAUGGACCAAACGGAGGUUUUACACUUGAUGGAGUCGCCAGAGGCGCUUAAAGCCAAGGUUGCAGAGGCUAUGCAGGUCCUGAGGAAUGCGCCUCAGCACGAGGCUAGCAGCCUGGACGAACAGGUCGCAUCAUUGGCAUUGAAUGAAUAAAGGUGGAAUUAUGUACCGUACAUUGUUCAGCUAAACUUUGAUACAGAAGGUGGACUCACCGUGUUGUGAGGAAAUAAUCAUCAUGUGAAUUUCCUUUUCUUUUGAAGCCCCGUGUUGUAUCCAGUUUUUGGAUGUUUUAAGGCGCUGGAAAGUCUUAAAGCCUUUCAAUAAAUUAGACUUUGUUGUGAUUUACAGAAUGCAUAUUAAUAAUUUGCCAUAUAGAUUUAUUACAGUGCUUCUUAUAGCAUU